AUGUUGGCUUCUAUACUGUUGGCACUGGCAGGUCUAGUGUCUCUCAGCACAGCUGGUUAUGUGCUGGAAGACGACUACACCACGGACGAGUUCUUCUCCAUGUUCAACUUCUUCACUGAUGCAGAUCCAACCAAUGGCUACGUGACAUAUGUCGACGAAAACACCGCCCAAAAUGGCGGCAUGAUCAGCACCACCAACGGCUCCAUCUACAUGGGCGUCGACUAUACCAACGUGGCGACGGGAUCAGGCCGGAACAGCGUCCGACUGACGAGCAAGAAGUCCUACACGCACGGCUUGAUCGUCCUCGAUCUCUCGCACAUGCCUGGCGGAGUGUGCGGAACAUGGCCGGCAUUCUGGACGGUUGGCCCCAACUGGCCCGAGGCCGGGGAGAUUGAUAUCAUCGAGGGAGUGAACUUGCAACUGGGGAACAGCAUGGCUCUACACACAACGCCCGGCUGCAGUAUCACCCACAACGGCCUGUUCUCUGGAGUGAUAGCCACGCCGAACUGCGACGUCAAUGCCGCCGGCCAGCCGACGAACGCGGGCUGCGCGAUCGUGACCCCGAAUCUGGCCAGUUUCGGCAACGGAUUCAACCUAGGUCAAGGCGGCGUCUACGCCACGGAAUGGACCAGCGCGGGCAUCAACAUCUGGUUCUUCCCUCGCUCGGCGAUCCCGAGCGACCUUGCAUCCGGCAAUCCAGACCCGUCGAACUGGGGAAGCCCGACCGCCGCGUUCGGCGGCGGAUGCGAGAUCGACGACUUCUUCAACAGCCACCAGAUCGUCUUCGACACCACCUUCUGCGGCGACUGGGCCGGGAACGUGUGGAGUGCCGACCCCAUCUGCGGUGCCAAAGCCCCGUCGUGCCAGAACUAUGUGCAGAACAACCCUUCGGCUUUCGCCGAUGCGUACUGGUCCAUCAAUUCAUUGAAGGUGUACCAGGGCUCAUCCAGCGGCAGUGCGAACGGCACCGUCUCCUCGGCUCCGCAGAGCGCGACCGUUUCGGCGUCUGCUGGCGUCUCCAGUGCUUCUGGGUUGCCUGGUGUCAGUGUCAGUGUGCCUCUCCUUCCAACGCCCGCGUCCGCGAGUGGAAUCCCCACCACGGGCUUCAGUCGCGGCGGGAACGGCAGACCCACCAAGACCUGGGGCGUGGCUGCGAACUUUGCUGCGGGCGUUGCUGGUUCUGAACAGACCCAGACUCCGACCACCGAGGACGGCGCCAGCCCGACUGUUGCUGCCGACGCCGCCGUCACUGAAUCGCCUGAUGGUGGCGUUGUCUUUGCCGCUGACGCUGCAGCAGAUGACGACUCUGCCGAUUUCACCGAAUAUGUCACCGUCACAGCCGUCACGUACGAGUACUUUGGCGGCAAGGACAAGAAGAAGCGCGAACCUCAUGCCGCUGCGGAGGUGGCGGUUGAGAAACGCGUCCCCGGUCCCAUCGACGCCAAUGUCGAAGCCCGAAGCCAGGAAGCCGCUCAUCUGCUCAAGCAUAGACGUUCUCACGGAAACGUUCACCGACGACAUCUGCUCAGACAUGGUCUUUCGGCUGCAAAACUUGUCGAGGAAUGA
This is a messenger RNA of Capronia coronata CBS 617.96, 1566 nucleotides long. RefSeq names its product endo-1,3(4)-beta-glucanase. Bases 1 to 1566 code for a protein of 521 amino acids. Gene Ontology annotation, molecular function: hydrolase activity, hydrolyzing O-glycosyl compounds. Gene Ontology annotation, biological process: glucan catabolic process. The transcript has 2 exons. NCBI's taxonomy places the organism in Eukaryota, Fungi, Ascomycota, Eurotiomycetes, Chaetothyriales, Herpotrichiellaceae. The record is from RefSeq and is a predicted model, not a curated record.